AAAUAUCACGAGAAAGAGACGUGCGUAGAAUAUUUUCUGAAAGUUCGAAAAGAGUCAGUGAGCUAGUGAUAUGGCGACCAUCGUCUUCCCUGAAAAUCCUUCCCCUGUGGCCGACGCUGAAGCCAUCCGAAAGGCGACCAAAGGGUUUGGAACCGAUGAGAAGGCGAUCAUUGCGAUUCUAGGGAGGAGAAACUUUGUUCAGAGGAAACUGAUCAGACAUGCGUACCAGGAUCUGUACCAGGAGGAUCUGGUCAAGGUUCUCGAGUCGGAGCUCCACGGAGAUUUCGAGAGAGCUGUGUACCGUUGGAUCCUCGAUCCGGAGGAUCGCGACGCCGUGCUGCUGAACGUGGCGGUUAAGAAGAAGCCGGUGGACCACCGCGUGGUGGUGGAGCUGUCGUGCGUGACGUCACCGGAGGAGUUUUUAGGGAUAAAGCGUGCUUACCAAGCGCGAUUUAAGCACUCACUGGAGGAAGACGUAGCUGAGCACACUGUAGGGGAUCUACGCCAGCUCCUGGUCGGAUUGGUGAGUGUUUACAGGUACCAUACCGAGGAGAAGAACGCGAAGCUUGCGGACAAAGAGGCGGAUGUUCUGCACAACGCGAUAAUCAAGGACAAGGCAUUUAAUCACGAGGAAGUUGUUAGGAUCGUAACCACAAGGAGCAAAGCUCAGGUUGUCGCAACGCUGAACCGCUACAAGGAUGAGCAAGGCAUUUCCAUCACUAAGCAUUUGCGCGAGGAUCUCUCCAGCGAGUUCCUGUCUGCCCUCCGCACUGCUAUAAAAUGCAUCGACGACCCCAAAAAGUACUUCGAAAAGACGAUCCGUCAUGCUCUGAAGCGUGCGGGGACGGACGAGGAUGCACUGACGCGCGUGGUGGUGACGCGGGCGGAGAAGGACCUGAGGGAGAUAAAGGAUCUGUACUACAAGAGGAACAGUGUGGCAUUGGAGCAGGCGGUGGCUAAGGAAACUUCUGGAGACUACAAGGCAUUCCUCCUCACCCUCCUCGGCGGUCAACAUUAAUCAAGUAUGUCUUUCUGAAUGAUUUGCUGUCUUAGAAUUUGAAGUUUAAUUUGUGUCCAAUCGAGUCGGUCAGUGUCAUGAUACUGAAGAACUCUUUCUCUCUGUCGACUGCUCUCUAUCUGCUUGUCAUUUGAUGCGGUUUUUGCUGAGAUUCUAUGAAUUACUAGUAAUGCUUGUUUCCA
Molecule: messenger RNA, 1200 nt
Organism: Andrographis paniculata
Lineage: Eukaryota; Viridiplantae; Streptophyta; Magnoliopsida; Lamiales; Acanthaceae
Product: annexin-like protein RJ4
Exons: 6
Coding region: 71-1018 (315 amino acids)
Cellular component (GO): cytoplasm
Molecular function (GO): calcium-dependent phospholipid binding; calcium ion binding
Source: RefSeq, a predicted model, not a curated record